GAGCGGGAAGGGGACCUGCAGGGAGCUCUGCCUGCUCCAGGGUGGGAUUUGGCAGCCCUCAGUCACCGUCUGUCAUUGUGGGCCCCCGUGGGAGCCAGCAGCAGCUUGUGGUGGACCUGUGCUUGUGCCAUCUUAUGGUGGUGCCAGGGCCUCGCUGUGUGCCCAGGCAAGGUGAUGGACAGCAGGGGGGAGAUGGAGGUGGUGAGGAGCUCCAAGGGCAGUGCAGCUGGGGAGGUCAGUGUCCACGUGGUCACCACCGAGAGCACGGUGCAGAGCACCCACCUGCCCACCACUGCCUUCAUCAUACCAGCAAACGCCACUGCCAUCAACCUUCCCACGAGCACCUUAGAAAUCCAGCGAUUCCCCCGGGAGCCCCAGAGGAGCACAGGGGCUGAGAGGCCAGACAGGGGAGCAGGGAAUGAGCCCAUCACUGCUGCUGUCAUUCCCCAGAUCAGCGGGGUGCAGACCUGCAGCACAGUCCGUGUGCUGGAGUGGAAAGAUGGGGUGGCAACUUUGCCUGGGAGUAACCUGCGGUUCCGGAUAAAUGAGUACGGCACGCUGAAGGUGGUGAGUGCUGAUAAGCUGCCUCCUGUGGAAGCUGUGAAGGAGGCUCACACAGACAAAGAUGGGGACUCCGAGGUGGCCCCCCCCAGCAGAGACAAUCCUACUGUGGCUCAGGACGUGCCGGAGCAGCCCGCGGUGGAAGGGCUGUGCCACUGCGAUACCUGCGGCCGCAGACACGUGUGGGACGGCGCCCGCGAGGGCAGGGGCUUCUGCAGCGAGCACUGCCACCAGCAGUUCAAAGAGAGGUCUGUCAUUGUGGAAAACUCUGCCAGCAGCACCAAUGCCGCUGAAAUCCUCAAGCCUGUGAAGAAACGAAAGAGGAAGGACUAUCUGAGCCCCUCGGAGGAAGAAUAUGAGUCUGAGCAAAUGGAGGAGAAGCAGGAAGAGAGGAAAAGCUCGGUGGAAGACUGUGCCAUGAGCAAUGUGGAGGCUGAGGCGUGGAACGGGAGCCAGCACGGUGCCAGUGAGGAGAAGAAAGAAGGCUGGUCUUGGGCGUCCUACUUGGAGGAGCAGAAAGCUGUCGCUGCCCCUUUAGAUCUCUUCCAGGAUUACCAAGUAGCUUCCCAGCACAAGAAUGGCUUUAAAGUGGGGAUGAAGCUGGAGGGGAUUGACCCACAGCACCCAUCCAUGUACUUCAUCCUGACAGUGGCUGAGGUCUGUGGCUACCGGAUGCGUCUCCACUUCGAUGGCUACUCCGAGUGCCACGACUUCUGGCUGAAUGCUGACUCCCCUGACAUCCACCCUGCUGGCUGGUUUGAGGAGACAGGGCACAAACUCCAGCCUCCCAAAGGGGUUGUAGGUUAUAAGGAAGAGGAAUUCAGCUGGACAAACUACCUGAAGUUAACAAAGGCUCAGGCAGCUCCUAAGCACCUCUUCAUGGUCCGAAACACUCACGAGGCUUCUCCAGGCUUCAAGGUGGGCAUGAAGCUCGAGGCCGUGGACCGCAUGAACCCCUCCCUGAUCUGUGUGGCCACAGUGACUGACGUGGUGGACAAUCGCUUCCUGGUGCACUUUGACAACUGGGAUGAUACUUAUGACUACUGGUGUGAUCCCAGCAGUCCAUACAUCCACCCAGUUGGAUGGUGUCAUGAGCACGGCAAACCCCUCACACCUCCUCAAGAUUAUCCUGAUCCUGAUAACUUCACCUGGGAAAAGUACUUGAAAGAAACUGGAGCAUCUGCUGUCCCAGCUUGGGCCUUUAAAGUGCGCCCGCCCCACGGCUUCCUGGUCAACAUGAAGCUGGAGGCAGUGGACAGGAGGACUCCUUCCUUCAUCCGAGUGGCCAGUGUGGAGGACGUGGAAGAUCACAGGAUAAAGGUCCAUUUUGAUGGCUGGAGCCACGUGUAUGAUUUCUGGAUCGAUGCGGAUCAUCCGGACAUCCAUCCCAUGGGCUGGUGCUCAAAAACAGGACACCCACUGCAGCCUCCUCUCAGGCCAAAGGAACCAGCCUCCUCUGCCCAUGGGGGCUGCCCAAGCCUGGGCUGCAAGAGCAUCCCUCACUCCAAGAACUCCAAGUACAGCUUUCACCACAGGAAGUGCCCCACGCCGGGCUGCGAUGGCUCAGGCCAUGUGACGGGGAGGUUCACAGCCCAUUACUGCCUCUCAGGGUGCCCGCUGGCAGAGAAGAACCAGGGCAGGCUGAAGGCCGACUUGUCUGACACCGAGGCCUCGACGCGCAAGAGGAGCCCCAUGGGUUUCCCUCAGCGAAAGAAAUCUCGGCACCACGGGAGGUAGGGGCACGGCCAGCAUGCGGGGAGGGCCCCUGUGCCAC
Camarhynchus parvulus is the source of this 2335-nucleotide messenger RNA. It is a transcript of the gene L3MBTL1, whose product is annotated as L3MBTL histone methyl-lysine binding protein 1. The coding region runs from base 175 to 2298 and encodes 707 amino acids. NCBI's taxonomy places the organism in Eukaryota, Metazoa, Chordata, Aves, Passeriformes, Thraupidae. The transcript has 18 exons. Gene Ontology annotation, biological process: regulation of DNA-templated transcription. Gene Ontology annotation, cellular component: nucleus. Gene Ontology annotation, molecular function: zinc ion binding. The record is from RefSeq and is a predicted model, not a curated record.